Ctenocephalides felis (cat flea) is the source of this 2871-nucleotide messenger RNA. RefSeq lists its product as uncharacterized. The transcript has 4 exons. Gene Ontology annotation, molecular function: nucleic acid binding. Bases 1 to 2871 code for a protein of 956 amino acids. Lineage: Eukaryota; Metazoa; Arthropoda; Insecta; Siphonaptera; Pulicidae. The record is from RefSeq and is a predicted model, not a curated record. Gene Ontology annotation, biological process: DNA integration.
AUGGAAUCGUUAAAAUCAUUAAAACUGAAGCAAAGAGGAAUGAAAUCGCGAUUAACAAGAUAUGAGAAAAUAUGCAAACAAAUGGCAGAAACACCUACUUCUGAGUUAGAUAUUUUAGAUAUAAACAGCCAUGUCGAAGAGUUUGGUUGGGUCAUUGCUGGUAGCGUACCCCUCAACAACCCCAGUUCGUUUACAACAUGUUGUCAUACAUCUAAUUUAGAAACUCAAGUACAUAAAUUCUGGGAAUUGGAAGCGUGCAAUGAGAUUCAACAUUUCACAAAGACGGAGCAACAAUGCGAACAACAUUUUAUCUCGAAUACAACGAGAGCAAAUGACGGAAGAUUUAUCGUAAAAAUUCCAUUUACAGAUAACAUCAAAAAUAUAGGGAAUAAUAAACAGAUAGCAUUCAAGCGAUAUAUUUUACUAGAAAAUCGUUUACGAACAAACGAAAAUCUAUUUAUUGAUUAUAAAAAUUUUAUGGAUACUUAUAUAUCACUAGGUCACAUGAGCGAAGUCAAAGAAUCUAUCGAACCCAAAACAUGUUUCUAUUUACCUCAUCAUGGAGUACUAAAACCAGAUGGUUUAACCACGAAAUUGCGCGUAGUUUUCGAUGCAUCUUGUAAAUCCGAUACGGGUAUGUCAUUGAAUGAAGUACAGCUUGUUGGACCCACAAUUCAAAAUGAUAUUUUUUCUAUCAUAUUAAGAUUUAGAAGGCAUACAUUCGUACUAACAGGCGAUAUAGAAAAAAUGUACAGACAGGUUUUGGUUCACGAAAAUGACAGAAAGAUGCAACGAAUAUUCUGGAGGGAUAAUUUUAAUAGCAAAAUAAAAAUAUAUCAAUUAAACACAGUCACAUACGGUACAGCUUCAGCUCCGUUUUUAGCCAUACGAUGCUUAGAACAAUUAGCUAGAGAAAACAUAACUAAUUUCAAAAGAGAAUGCGAAAUCAUUAGAAAUGAUUUUUAUGUUGACGAUCUAUUAACAGGAACUGAUACAAUAUCCGAACUAUUUACUAUUAAAACUAAUAUUUCGUCAAGAUCUCGAGUAGCGCCAUUAAAAAAUAUCACACUCCCGCGUCUCGAACUUUGUGCGGCACAAUUAUUAGCGAAUCUUACGCAAAAAAUAAAACGGGCAUUAAAUAUCGCGUUUGAUAAAGAAUUCUAUUGGAGCGAUUCCACAAUAACCCUUUCGUGGAUAAAAUCUCCGUCUUACAAAUGGAAAACUUUUGUUGCCAAUAGAGUUUCUGAUAUUCAAACAAAAACCGACGCCAACAAUUGGUUUCAUGUCCGAUCGCAAGAUAAUCCAGCGGAUCUCAUUUCACGCGGAUGCUUCACACAUGAUUUAUUAAAAUCAUCUUUAUGGUGGCAAAGUCCAUUUUGGUUACAAAAUUUAACUGAAACACAGCAACUACGAGUCGUAGCCUUCUGUUAUCGAUUCUAUCAGAAUUCUAAAUUGAUUAAGAACAAAAGAUUACAUGGUCCACUUACCAUUAACGAAUUCAAUGAUUCAUUAAAAACCUUAAUAAAACUAUCACAACAUGAUACAUUCAAGCAUGACAUAGACAUAAUUAUGAGUAAGGGAGCAUUAAACAAAUCUUCAAAAUUAAAAUCACUAACUCCAUUCCUAGAUAGAGAUGGAAUUUUACGCGUUGGGGGGCGGAUAAAAAAUUCUAAUUUAGCAUAUGAUAAAUGCCAUCCAAUAAUACUACCAAAGAAUCACCCAUUAACAAUUCUGAUAGCUAGACAUGAGCAUUUAAAAUUGUAUCACUGCGGAGCACAAAUGCUAUUAAAUACGUUACGUAAUACCUAUUGGCCUAUCGGAGGUAGAAAUUUAACAAGAUCAAUCGUACAAAAAUGUGUAACAUGUUUUAAAGUAAAACCCACAUUGAUCCAUCCAUUAAUGGGUAAUUUGCCUAAAAGUCGUGUAACACCGCAAUCACCUUUUUUUAUAUGCGGAGUAGAUUACGGAGGUCCUGUCCUAAUAAGAGAUCGUCAAACAAGGGGGUACAAAAAAUUAAAGGCGUAUAUAUGUUUGUUUGUAUGCUUUGUUACGAAGGCAAUUCAUAUUGAAUUAGUAUCUGAUUUAACGACGAAUAGUUUCAUGGCAACAUUAAAACGAUUUAUGGCACGACGUGGCAAACCUCGCGAAAUAUAUUCAGAUAAUGGAACGAAUUUCAUAGGCGCAGCUUCUGGAUUAAAGGAACUGUAUAAAUUUUUACAAAGAAAGUCAAAUCAAAACGAGAUUACUGAUAAAAUGAUAAACGAAGGUGUGUCAUGGAAGCACAUUCCACCGAAUUCUCCUCAUUUCGGAGGAAUUUGGGAAGCUGCCAUAAAGUCAUGCAAGGCUCACCUAAAACGAAUAUUAGGAAACGCCAUUUUAACCUUCGAAGAUUUUUAUACGGUUCUGACCCAGAUCGAAGCAAUAUUGAAUUCAAGACCAAUUUCUCCUUUAAGCUCCGAUCCUAACGAUUAUGAUUCAUUAACUCCUGGUCAUUUUCUCAUUGGAAAAUCCUUGAUUUCAACUCCAGAUCCGUCAGUGUUUGAUAUACCUGACAAUAAACUUUCUCGAUAUCAACGACUCCAAAAACUUGUACAACAUUUUUGGAAACGCUGGCAUAAAGAAUAUAUUUCAGAGUUACAAUGUAGAACGAAGUGGCAAGUGCAACAAUCACAGCAAAUUGAAAUAGGGGAAAUGGUAGUAAUUAAGGAAGAAAAUUUACCUCCAAUGCAGUGGAAAUUAGGACGUAUCAUUGAAACGCACCCAGGAGACGAUGGAAUUGUGCGUGUGGUAACAAUUAAAACAAAGGGUGGAAUACUCAAGCGUGCUGUUCACAGAAUAUGUGUAUUACCAAAACCACUAACAACAACUUAA